CCGCCUGCCAGCCUGGCCCGCCUGUCCUCCAGCCCAGCCCGCCCGCGCGCGCAGGUCCCCGGGGCGCGCUCGUGGUCUGGCCGGUCCCCCGGGGAGCGCCCGCCCUGUCGCCCCGCCCUGAGCGAGCCCCAGUUCCCACGCCCGCAGCCCCGGCGCUCUCCUCCGGCUUCACCGCAGCCCCGUCGGCCCGGGCCUUUGGGGCGAAGAUGGCGCUUGUGCCCUGCCAGGUGCUGCGGGUGGCCAUCCUGCUGUCCUAUUGCUCCAUCCUGUGCAACUACAAGGCCAUCGAGAUGCCCUCGCACAAGACCUACGGCGGCAGCUGGAAGUUCCUGACCUUCAUUGACCUGGUUAUCCAGGCUGUCUUUUUUGGCAUCUGUGUGCUGUCUGAUCUUUCUAGUCUUCUGACCAGAGGAGAUAAUCAAGAACAAGAGAGGCAGCUAAGGAAACUCAUCUCUCUCCGGGACUGGAUGUUAGCUGUGUUGGCCUUUCCUGUUGGAAUUUUUGUUGUAACGGUGUUCUGGACCAUUUAUGCGUAUGACAGAGAGAUGAUUUAUCCGAAGUUGCUUGAUAAUUUUAUCCCAGGAUGGCUGAAUCAUGGAAUGCACACAACGGUUUUGCCCUUUAUAUUAAUCGAAAUGAGGACAUGCCACCAUGCAUAUCCCAGCAGGAACAGUGGACUCGCUGCCAUAUCUAUCUUCUCUGUGGGCUAUAUAUUAUGGGUGUGUUGGGUGCAUCAUGUAACAGGGAUGUGGGUGUACCCUUUCCUGGAACACAUUGGCCAAGGAGCCAGAAUCAUCUUCUUUGGAUCGACAACCAUCUUAAUGAACUUUUUGUACCUGCUGGGAGAAAUUCUGAACAACUAUAUCUGGGACACAGAGAGAAAGCCUCCAUCUUUGCAAGGCACAUAAUGCUAUUCAAGCUGUGCAAAACCUGCCCAAACUGUCCGUAUGGAAGAAGAGAAAAAGAAGCCUAAAUUGGAAUAAAAUGCUGAUCUAUGAGGACGAGCUAGAUUGAGCCACCAUUGAGGAUUUAUACCUCCCUGCACAUUGGCAAUGCAAAGAGCUGAUUGGCAAGGACCUCUACCCCUUGCCCCAAAGGGAAGACUUCUUUUAUAAAUAUAUAUAUAUAUA
Messenger RNA from Suncus etruscus (white-toothed pygmy shrew), 1130 nucleotides. It is a transcript of the gene AIG1, whose product is annotated as androgen induced 1. The record is from RefSeq and is a predicted model, not a curated record. Gene Ontology annotation, cellular component: membrane; endomembrane system. The transcript has 7 exons. Bases 207 to 908 code for a protein of 233 amino acids. NCBI's taxonomy places the organism in Eukaryota, Metazoa, Chordata, Mammalia, Eulipotyphla, Soricidae.